Cladophialophora immunda is the source of this 1942-nucleotide messenger RNA. RefSeq lists its product as uncharacterized. The record is from RefSeq and is a predicted model, not a curated record. Lineage: Eukaryota; Fungi; Ascomycota; Eurotiomycetes; Chaetothyriales; Herpotrichiellaceae. Gene Ontology annotation, biological process: transmembrane transport. The coding region runs from base 1 to 1794 and encodes 597 amino acids. The transcript is spliced from 4 exons. Gene Ontology annotation, molecular function: transmembrane transporter activity. Gene Ontology annotation, cellular component: membrane.
AUGGGACGAUGGCGUGGACGUCUUUAUGCGACUGAUCGCGCAAGAGACUUUGAUCAUGAGCGAGAUCGCCAUGUCCGUGUACGCCAGAUCUACGAAACUAUCGACCGACAACCUUUCCAAUGGGUUGUUGUCCUCGUGGCGGGAGUCGGGUUCCUGCUCGACGGGUUCUCCCUCUUUGCCGGGAAUAUCGCCCUUCCCAUGAUCUCCUAUGUCUACUGGAACCAAGAAGUCUCGACAUACCGAGUAACUUGCAUCAACAUCGUCACGCUCACCGGGACCCUUAUCGGCCAAGCAACAUUUGGCUUCCUCGCCGACAAAAAAGGUCGGAAGACAAUGUACGGGAUUGAGCUGCUCCUGCUCAUUGGUUCCACCUUGGGUGUGGUGAUGAGCUCUGAAGGCUACAACGGAAGCAUGAGCGUCUAUGGGUGGCUGAUUUGGUGGAGGCUCAUGGUCGGGAUAGGCGUGGGAGCGGACUAUCCGCUCAGCGCCGUCAUAACUGCAGAGUUUGCUCCCACAAAACACCGAGCACGUAUGAUGGCUAGCGUCUUCUUCAUGCAGCCACUUGGACAGAUCAUGGGCAACCUGAUCUCGCUGAUCGUGGUCGCCAUAUCCCGUCACUCCAACAAAGACGAUCUGCAGCGUUCCGUGGACAUUAUGUGGAGAUGGAUUAUUGGUAUCGGCGUGGUACCUGGUGUGAUUGCUUUGCUGUUUCGAUUUGCCAUCCCUGAAACCCCUAGGUUUCUACUCGAUAUUGAGGACGACCCUGUCAAAGCCGAGUUUGACGCGACCCAGUUGUUCGGAGAGACCUCCAUGAUCAACGAGCUGGAGAUUGGAACGUGGUGCGAUUCCCUUGAGGAGUCAAACUUGUCCAAUCGGUCACUCGACGAACGUUCCGAUGCCAGACCCUCGUUUACCGUGACCCCAGCGCCGCUGGCGACAUUGAAUUCAUCCUGGAAGAUAUCGAAAGCAGAUAUCAAACAGUAUUUCUGGACGGAGGGCAAUUGGCGUACCUUGAUGGCUGUGUCAGUAUGCUGGCUUCUACUGGAUUUUGGGUACUAUGGUAUUGGCCUGUCGAACCCUCAGUUUCUUGCGAAGACCUGGGGCAGUCUGCACAUUUCGAAUGCCCGACCGAUCUGGAAGACGAACGAUGACCCCGAUACCGACAUCUAUGACAUGUUCAUGGAUACAUCGGUACAGGCACUGGUCGUUUUGAAUACUGGAAGUUUUGCCGGAGGGAUCCUAUGGAUUCUUUCGGCUUCUCGGCUGAACAGGGUCUCUCUGCAGAAAUACGGCUUCUUGGCUCUCGCCGCAUUGUUUAUCGCUUUGGGGACCGAAUUCAUCGUAGUUCAGCAAGAAGGGGCUUUGGCCAUCACACUGUAUGUCAUUGGACAAUUCCUGUUCAAUUUCGGGCCUAAUUCAACAACGUACAUCAUCCCCGCUGAGCUGUUCCCAACCCGUUAUCGAUGCACCUGCCACGGUAUCGCUGCGGCCUCUGGGAAGCUAGGAUCCAUCUUGGUGCAGGUGUUUUCUUUCUACUACAAGUUCGGGUCCUCGUCACCCGGCGACAACCAGACAAAGCGCUACGGGACAAUUCUAGUGGUCUUCAGCGCAUGCAUGAUCCUGGGAGCGGCGGUCACACAUUUCUUUAUCCCUGAGGUACAGGAAAAGGCAAGGCGAGGCUCGAUUUGGUCGGGACGAAGUAAAACGCUGGAAGCACUUGCACUGGGCCGAUGGGGAGAACACAGUGAGUCGGUGAUUCGCUCCCGUCCCACGAGGAGUAUUGAUGGGCUAUGAAGUUAUGGGUGUGGCUAAUACUUUGUCCGUGUACAAAUCAUAUGGCAUGGCGAUGGCGGAGUCUUUGCGAUUUCACUUGUGAUAUGGCCCAGAUUUCAGUUUGCCAUACAACAACCUCACGUCAGGCUUUUUGGCAAAGGAAUGAAAC